AUGGUUACAAUAGCAUCUGUGAAAAGGUUGAGUGUGAUCGAGGAAAUCGCUGAACAAACAGGUGAUCAUGAAGCGGUUCGUCGCCUUCAACAAGAACUGGAGGAGCUGGAUUCGAGAGCUGAACGAGCGGAGAAAAAACGAUGUGCGGACAUAUCCGCGAUCAACUGGAUAAAUCAGCGCAAUCGCAACAAGAUGAAGGAACAGUUUCUCGGCGAUCGGGUCGAGAUCGAUAUGGGACAUCAGGAUGAUCCGUUUACGCGGAAAAAGGGACUCAUGAAGGUGGUUUCCGGUACCAAAGGAGGCGCACAGCUGCUCGAGGCGGGAACUUCGACACCACCAGCAUCAUCGGCUGCGCCAACUGAAACUCCACCAUCUAAAUCGUCUUCAUUCACAACGCCAAGUGGCCGACCGCCACAGAUGUCGAAAAGUGCCAGCAACCUCUUCGAUUUACACAGCAGCAUAAACAAAAUCGAGCUUGACAUAGAUUUAGGAAAAUUAGCUCGGCCAGCGUCAAGCCGAGUUGAAGAUUCUUUACAUUUGCCGUCACCUCGUCCAACCGCACCAACACCAACGUCAGGAACAAGGUACAAGAUUGAAUCGUUGGCUUUGGUCUAUCUAUUUUUUCCAUGGACUCCUUUGUAA
Molecule: messenger RNA, 642 nt
Organism: Haemonchus placei
Lineage: Eukaryota; Metazoa; Nematoda; Chromadorea; Rhabditida; Trichostrongylidae
Source: the annotation of a GenBank genome assembly